Cordyceps fumosorosea ARSEF 2679 is the source of this 870-nucleotide messenger RNA. RefSeq names its product Peptidase M3A/M3B. The transcript has 5 exons. Gene Ontology annotation, biological process: peptide metabolic process; proteolysis. Bases 1 to 870 code for a protein of 289 amino acids. Lineage: Eukaryota; Fungi; Ascomycota; Sordariomycetes; Hypocreales; Cordycipitaceae. The record is from RefSeq and is a predicted model, not a curated record. Gene Ontology annotation, molecular function: metalloendopeptidase activity.
AUGACUACUCUUCCCCAGCUCCUUCUCCGGAUCCCCGCCACGAACGACCUGGUCGGCAUACAACAAAGACUUGUUGCUGGCAGGCAGGACGUCAUCGAGACCAUCAUGGCAACUGUGAGCCUCGAGGAAGCUACCUUUGACAAUGUAUACGCACCUGUGCUCCGAUACGAUGAUGCCAUGUUAAACGACCGCUGCGAUAAUGCACAACGUGACGAGAUAUCUGCACCUGCGAUUGGAGCCGGUGGCCGAGGAAGACUUGGUAGGGGCUUCCUACGGCAAGACGGAUCGCGGCAAUACCCAGCCGCCAUUCUCAUGUGCAGCUUCUCUCUGGAUGUGGUUGACGGUUGUACAGUGCUGACACACGCCAACGUCAAAACCAUGUAUCAUGAACUCGGUCAUGCGCUUCACGCGUUGUUGUCGCGAACCAAAUGGGGCGACAGCCACGGAUACCGGGCGUGUCUCGAGUUUGUCGAAGCCAUUGGCACGUGCAUUGAAAACUAUGCGUGGCUUCGGAAGGAGCUCAAGAGAAUCAGCUGCCACUACAUCUACACGGAUGACGAGUAUCAGCAGGCUUGGAUGGAGCGUCAUCCUGGCGAGGCGCUGCCGCCGCGGGAGCUGCCGGCCGAGUUGUACCUCAAGCAACUGGUGAACUGGAGCUUUGACAUGGCCGUCCACAACCCCAAGACGCACCAAGACCUCGAGGCCCUCGACGAGACGAGGCUGUACCAGGAUCUGGAGGCACAGUCAACAUUCACACUGGCGGAUCGAUCGUCGUACCCGCAGGCGGCCUUUUCGCAAUUCGUGUCGGGCUACCAGUCGGGCUACUUCGCCUACAUCUGGUAUGGCAUCACCACAGAAAUCCUGCGAUAG